Molecule: messenger RNA, 2067 nt
Organism: Malania oleifera
Lineage: Eukaryota; Viridiplantae; Streptophyta; Magnoliopsida; Santalales; Ximeniaceae
Product: polyol transporter 5-like
Exons: 3
Coding region: 190-1755 (521 amino acids)
Biological process (GO): transmembrane transport
Cellular component (GO): membrane
Molecular function (GO): carbohydrate:proton symporter activity
Source: RefSeq, a predicted model, not a curated record
UUCUGCAUACCUACACAUAGCUAAGAGACAGGCCCUGCAGGCUUCAAAAUUUCUCUCACUCAUAUCCACACCUCUGCUUCGCCUCUUCUUCUUCUUCUUCUUCUUCUCUCCCUCUCUCUCUCUCUCUCUCUCUCUAUAUAUAUACACUACUGUGCUGUGGUCCGCAACGUACCCAUUGAAGUUACAGAUAUGGCUGAUCGGAGCAUAGCUGAAUCUAAUGAUGUUUCCGGCCAACCCAAGAAGAGUCUUGCUGAUUUUGACCCUCCCAAGAAACCAAGAAGGAACAUCUACGCCAUUACCUGUGCCGUUUUGGCCUCCAUGACCUCUGUCCUCCUUGGCUAUGAUAUUGGGGUGAUGAGCGGAGCGGCAAUCUACAUCAAAAGGGACCUGAAAAUCACGGACGUGGAGGUGGAAGUCUUGGCCGGAAUCCUGAACUUGUAUUGCCUGAUCGGGUCGUGGGCCGCCGGCCGGACCUCCGACUGGAUAGGCCGCCGGUACACCAUUGUGGUGGCCCAGACCAUCUUCUUCGUGGGGGCCAUCCUCAUGGGCUUCGCCACCAACUAUGCCUUCCUCAUGUUCGGCCGUUUCGUCGCCGGUGUCGGCGUCGGCUACGCCCUCAUGAUUGCUCCCGUCUACACCGCCGAGGUGGCUCCGGCGUCCACCCGCGGCUUCCUUACCUCCUUCCCCGAGGUGUUCAUCAAUGGCGGAAUCCUGCUAGGGUACGUGUCCAACUACGCCUUCUCCAAGCUGCCAGACCAUCUGGGUUGGCGUUUCAUGCUGGGCGUCAGCGCCAUCCCCUCCAUCAUCCUCGGCCUCGUCGUGCUCACCAUGCCGGAGUCCCCUCGCUGGCUCGUCAUGCAGGGCCGCCUCGGCGAGGCCAAGCGAGUCCUCGACAAAACCUCCGACUCCCCAGAAGAGGCCCAGAUCCGGCUCGCCGACAUCAAAGAAGCCGCAGGCAUCCCCCAGGACUGCCAUGAUGACGUCGUCUCGGUCUCCAAACGUAGCCACGGCGAGGACGUCUGGAAGGAGCUCCUCCUCCGCCCCACCGCCUCCGUCCGCCACGUCCUCAUCGCCGCCAUCGGCAUCCACUUCUUCCAGCAAGUCUCCGGAAUCGACUCGGUGGUGCUGUACAGCCCCAGAAUCUUCGAGAAGGCCGGCAUCACCUCCUCCAACGGCAAGCUCCUUGCCACCGUCGCCGUCGGAUUCACCAAGACCCUGUUCAUCCUCGUCGCCACUUUCCUGCUAGACAACAUCGGCCGGCGGCCGCUGCUGCUGACGAGCGUUGGGGGCAUGGUGGUGUCGCUGGUGACCCUCGGCGCGGGGCUUACCGUGAUAAACCACUCCGCCCAUCGGGUGAUGUGGGCGGCUGUGCUCUGCUUCCUGAUGGUUCUGUCGAACGUGGCGUUCUUCUCGAUCGGUCUGGGGCCGGUGACGUGGGUGUACAGCUCAGAGAUAUUUCCGUUGAAGCUCCGGGCGCAGGGGGCGAGCAUGGGGGUGGCGGUUAACAGGGUGACCAGCGGGGUUAUAUCGAUGACUUUCAUAUCGCUGUACAAAGGGAUCACGAUCGGCGGCGCCUUCUUCCUGUACGCCGGAAUGGCGACGGUGGGGUGGAUUUUUUUCUAUACGAUGCUGCCGGAGACGCAGGGGAGGACGCUGGAGGACAUGGAGGGGCUGUUUGGUAAUUUCUGGAGGAAGAAGCAGGCGGAGAGUAAGAAGCUUGGGGAUGGGCAGAUUCAGCUAGGGACGACCGACUAGAUAGGGGUAUAUUGGGGAAUAUAUGCUGCUUUGGGGUUUUUUAAGUUGACUUUAUCUGUUUGGGACGAGGGAAAACAGAGGGGGAAGGAAAUGGAGAAGACUGGAAAGAAAGGAAAGAGAGAGAGAAAGUGUUUUGCAUCAUGUUAUCCGUUCGGUGUAAAGGAAAGAAAAUGGAUGAAAAUUUGAACGUGAAAAUGAUGGAAUACUCUUUUUCUCUUUGCUCAAUUAGUUUUCUUUUUUUUUUUUUUGAGUAAAACUUAUUAUGUACAAAGGAAUAGAAUAAAAUCAAGUAUAAUGGGAUCAAAGUUAUGA